This is a messenger RNA of Alligator sinensis (Chinese alligator), 3532 nucleotides long. RefSeq names its product gem nuclear organelle associated protein 2 (gene GEMIN2). Gene Ontology annotation, biological process: spliceosomal complex assembly; spliceosomal snRNP assembly. Lineage: Eukaryota; Metazoa; Chordata; Crocodylia; Alligatoridae. The record is from RefSeq and is a predicted model, not a curated record. Gene Ontology annotation, cellular component: spliceosomal complex; SMN complex; nucleus. The transcript has 7 exons. The coding region runs from base 46 to 1080 and encodes 344 amino acids.
CCCGCUGCGACUCGAUAGUGUCAUGUUUCUGGGGCCAGUGUGCCCAUGCAGCGCGUAGGAGGCCGGCCGGAGAGCCCUGGCUGCGCUCCCCUCCCUCCCCGCUCCUGCGCUGCAGGGCGCAGAGCUCGCGCGACGGCCGCGUUGCGGGAGGACCCCGGCACACCAGGCUGCCCUGCCCACAGCCCCCUGCACGGCAGAAGGCGCGGGCCGGUGUGGGGCACCAAACAGCGGCACCUCCCCCGCGGCCCGGCCCGGCUCAGCUCGGCCGGGGGAGAUCGCCGGUAUAUCCCCAGAACGCCCGCGGCGGCCGCUGCAGCUGCAGCCCCAAGCACCGCCCCUUCCCCCGCCAGGGGGUGUCACCACCUUCGAGGCAGAGCCCAGAAGGCGGGGUGGGGCGUACACACCUAUACGUUAUCUUCACUUUGCGAGUCGCGACUGAGUGACGUAACCGAGCGCGCCCGCCGCUGGUGGCUAGGGGUGGUGUUUGCUAUUGCUCGGAUUGAAGCUUCACAAUGCCCAGAUGUUGUUGUGGCACAGAUAGACCCCAAAAAGCUGAGAAAGAAGCAGACCGUGAAUAUUUCACUCUCAGGAUGCCAACCUGCCCCUGAAGGAUAUUCUCCAACUCUCAAAUGGCAGCAGCAACAAGUGGUCCACUUUUCAGCUGUUCGUCAGAGUCUGAACAAGCACAGAAACCACUGGAAGUCACAGAAUUUGGACAGCAAUGUUACAAUGCCAAAAUCAGAAGAUGAAGAAGGCUGGAAAAAGUUUUGUCUGGGUGAAAAAGCAUAUUCAGAAACAGUUACAGUAGCUGAUAAUGAAAAUCUAGGAAUUGAUUAUAUACAGAUGGGCUUUCCUCCUUUGCUAAGUAUUGUUAGCCGAAUGAAUCAAGCAACUGUAACUAGUGUCCUGGAAUAUCUGAUUAACUGGUUUGGGGAGAAAGAGUUUACUCCAGAGCUGGUAAUUUUAAUUUAUUCUGUCUACCUACACAUGAAUUUGAGAAAAUUAUGCGCUAUCAAAAUGAUACAAGGAGAAGGACGCACAAACCUCAUUGUACUUGCUAUUGCUAUUAAAGUAAUAUAAAUAUGUUUCAUGUGAGGGCAUUCUGUAUAUUGCUGCCAUCUUUUAGAUUAAAAUACUGCUGUAAUUCAUGAGUCACUCGGUCUUAAAAAUGAACAAAACUUUUUGGGAAAUGCCACCUAUUCUCAUUAUGUCUGCAAUUAUUUUUCCUAUGAGUUCUAUUAAAACAACUACUUGUAUUUCUUUCUAAUGAAUCUAUUCCUGAAACAACCUCAGACUCCAGUGUGUUUUGCAUCUUAUUUUCCAUAUAUGUACAUCAAUUGCACAUCCUGUGCCCUCCUUUUCAGUUCACACACACGUACUACAAAACAAAAUUGCAACUAUAGCCAGCAUACCCUUUCAUUUCUUUCCACUACAGCAAUGGGAAGAGCUGCACUGUUCAGGAUUGAAGCUCCUGUGUUACAGGUUCCUAUCACAUUCAAAAAUAGGACUUUUCAUUGACUGCAUAGUAAAAUGAAGGUUGCACAGCUUGAGACUUGGUUUCCUGUAGGGUUUUUUUUGUUUGUUUUAACAGGGCUUUGCGGGGGGGUUAGUUUGUGAGGGUUUUUCUGUUGGGGGUUUUUUUUGCAUAUUUCAGCUAUUUCCUCUAAUGUUUGCACAAUGCCUCAUUAGGCUUUGAAAUGAACUCCAAUGCUUUCUAGCCUUUCAUCCUCAAUCUUUCUAAAAAUAUAGAAGCUUUUGCCCAAAAUUAAGCCUGAAGAAUAUAACUAACUUUAAGAAAAAAAUUAAGUUUUGUAAAGGUAACUUUAACUAUAGAAAUUUGUAUCAAAUGAAUGCAGUAAACCUUGCUACUUGAUCUUUUAAUACUACUAUCAGGAUGAAAAUUAUUAGAAAUUUUGGAGUCCUCAGACUGAACAUGGUUCCCGGUUUUGUUUAUGGACACUUGUUGUAUUAGAACUGAUCAGUGAUGCAAUAGGAAGAUAGGAAUAAUUUAUUUGUUUUUAGAUUUAUUUCUGAGUAGAUGUUUUUCUCCAGAUGACUUAAUGAAAUUGAAAAGGUUUUCGCCAUUAGAUGCCCUCAGCCAAUCCUUGGAAAGGCCCCAUGAAACGUACUGAUUUCCGUAACAAUAGUGACUUGCCUCUAAAGUAUGUAGUAAAGGGCACUUAAUUGGAAUUAAAAGAAGUCUUUCUAAAAUCAUUUUCUAACCACUUUAGAAAAAAAAGAAAAAAAUUUUGAGCUGCAUUAACAAAAGUAUUGUAUGUAAUUUACAAGAGACAGUAAUGCCACUCUUCAACCCUGGUUAGGCCCCAUCUACAAUAUUAUGUCCUGUUCAGGGAACUGCAUUUUAGGAAACAUCUAGAAAAACUGUCAGAGUCAAAAAAUGAGUGGUGACGAUAAGGGGGUUGGAAUGCAAGCCAUUUAAGGAAAGACUGAUAUGUGGGUGAAUUAUAGACUGGAGAAAACAAGAUUACAGGGUGGCAUGAAACGUUUAAAAAUAUUUGAAAGGCUGCCAUGAAGAGGGCCUCUGUUCUGCCUGACUACAGAGGACAGGAUGUAAGGUAACAUGUAAAUUGUAGAAAAACAAAUUUAGGGAGAAAUCCUUAAGAGCAGUAGGACAAUGGAACAAACGGACAAUGGAACAAACUGACAACGGAAGUUAAGGAAUCUCCUUUAUUAGGUCUUAAGAAGUGGCCAGAUAGGGAUCUGUCUGGAAUGGUUAUAGGAAUAGCUUAUCCUGCAUUUUUUUGCAGGGGAUUGGGGACCCUCAGUGUCCCCUCCCUGUGUGGAUGUUAUUUCAUAAUGCGUACGACUUGUGCAUGAGACCAGCAUCUAGUUCCAGUAGCAUCCCAAAGAUCUGGGGUGUCCAACUGACAACCUACAGGCCAUAAGCAACCUGCAAGGGACUAAUCUAUUCUCCCUGUUGCUGCUGGCUUAGCAGCCAGUCUCUGGGCUUUCCCUCUGGCUCCCACUUCCUGUGCCUGUCCCAGGGGUGGUGCAACAUGCAGGAGCCUAUGAUGCAGGGAAGCCUGCAGCUGGUGAGUUGAGGGGUGCUGCCCAUGUACAGUGGAACAGUAGCUCAGGUGUGUGGUGUAACAGGAGAGGACUGUCCGACUGGUAGCCCAUAGGCAUGGUUUAGCAGGGUGGGAACCUGCAGGCAAGGGAGGAAGGGGUUGUAUGGAGCGGGGUGGGGGUGGCUGCCUGUGUGCACUGUGUAGCACUGGGUGGGAUGUGGGUCAGAAGGUGCUUUGGUUUGCUCUUUCAGUGUGCAGCCCCCAGGUGCUGAGAAGUUGGGACAGCCCUGCUAUGGAAUAGAAAAGCCUAGUGCAUGGGAAUGGUGGUAUGUAAACCAGUCACUUUUAAUUAUAAGCUGAUAAAUUUUCCCUUUUUGUACUUUAAUAUAUGUAGGGUAGAUGGCUUUAUGCUCUGCUGGCAUGUCUUGAAAAACCUUUAUUGCCUGAAGCCCACUCUCUAAUUCGCCAACUGGCAAGGCGAUGCUCUGAAGUCAGAGUACUAG